GAAAAUCAUUGAAUAAAUGCGUUUCUUCGUCAAACAUUCACUAACUAAGAAGAACAAUAGAACUCUUGUAAUUUUUUUAUCUCAAUUUCCUAACAAGACGACCGUUUGACAAAUUCUUGUCUACUAAGUAUGAACACAAGUGAUGUCAUCUUAAUUACCGCUCAUAAUAAUAAUAAUUUUUAUCAAACAAAUACAUUAUCAACCAAAUCAUCAAUAGAUUACCAAUAUAUAGUAGCUAUUGCUUACGUAUUUGUUCAAACAACAAUUUGUUCCAUCGGUUUCAUAUUGAAUAUCAUUAAUUUUAGUGUAUUCAUAUGCAGGAAGUUUUCAGCGUCUGCUUACAUAUUAAUGACAGUUUUAUCGCUUGCUGAUGCGAUUACAUUAGGAGUCAGAAUACCUCAAGGUUGUAUUUUCCUUCCACAUUUGAACCAUCACGCAACAGAUGCAGCAAUCUACAUUUAUAUGUAUAGUAUAUAUGUUGAAACGCCAGUAUCAAAUAUGACAGAAAAUAUCAGUGCAUGGUUAACUGUAGUACUUGCCAUUGAACGUUAUGUGAGUAUGAAGCAUUGGUCUUUAUCAAAACGAUAUUUUACACGGAAAAGCACUCGUCAACUCAUCACAUCGAUAUGCAUAAUAGCAUUUAUUUUUAAUAUUCCAUAUUUUGCCAUUCAACGAGUAUCAUUGAAAUAUGUUGAUGGUGUAUUACAACUGCACAGUGAUUUAACUGAUUUUUCACGUUCAACUUACUAUGCAUUUUAUUCAUGGUUACGUAUUGUAUUUGUUCAAAUUAUUCCAUUAUGUUUCUUAUGUGUUUCAAAUUGUCUAUUGUUUAUACUUGUAUCACAACAUAAUCGUCGAUUUACAACUACUAAACAGAACAACAAUAUAUCUAGUCAAAAGAAAAAAUUAUCUAUAAAAACAUUUAAUCUAUCAAAAACACAUGAACAACAAAUUCAAAUUGAUGAAGCAUCACAAGAUAGUUGUACAGAUGCUAUCAAUUAUUUCGGUGAACAAAAAUUAAUUGUUGAAUCUAAUUUACAGUCAAUUCAAGAAAAUGAAAUUAUUGUUCCGGAAAAACUAAUUGACAAAACUGAUGUACAGCUAACUUCCAGAAAUCAUUUUCACGAUAAUACUACCACUAAUAAUAAUAAAACCAAACGACCCACAUUAAAAGAUCGUACAAGACAACGUCGACAAAAUGCCCAAACAAAAUUAACCAUCUUGUUAAUCGCUGUAAUUUUAUUAUUUUUAAUUGGUCAAGUACCACAAGCAUUAGCUUAUGUUCGAGUGUUCACUACACUUGGUGUAUGUUCCAUUGAUCAAAUACAAACAUGUGCAACUUAUCAUUUAUAUAGAAUGAUAACAAUUAAUUUAGCUCAAUUUGCAUUUGCAUCAACAUUUUUUCUGUAUUUAUUUCUUAAUAGAGAUUUUCGAGAAACACUUAGGUUCAUUUAUUGUCGUCUAUGUCAAAAAUGUUGUCAAAUUUCUGAAACUAAUCAAAAAUCAUUUAAAGAAAGAAAAUAUCUUAGUAAAUCACCUACUACGAACACCUCAAAAUAA
Molecule: messenger RNA, 1560 nt
Organism: Schistosoma turkestanicum
Lineage: Eukaryota; Metazoa; Platyhelminthes; Trematoda; Strigeidida; Schistosomatidae
Source: the annotation of a GenBank genome assembly